CCCCACAACAUGCCCACGCCACUUCGCAUCAACUCGCAGGGAAGUAUCCCAACCACCCCCAAAACCCCGUACUCGCCAACCACACACUUGGUUGUUGUAAUCCCCCACCCCCUGUUUUGCGAUGCGCGUACGCCUUUGACGCGUGCGCCUUUGACGUGUGCGCCUUUGACGCGUGCGCCUUUGACGCGUGCGCCUUUGACGCGUGCGCCGUUGACGCGUGCGCCUUUGUCGCGUGCGCCUUUGACGCUUGCGCCUUUGACGCGGGAACGGUAGAGGCGGGAGGGGUAACGACUGGAGAGCUGGAGUUGCCCACAACGACAGCGUCGGAGGCGCCAUCGGGGGGAGGCGUUAUCUCGCCGUGGUGCCUGCACGUGCACACCGUGCUCGGCACGCGCUUGCUCGUCCCCGCCGCUCCCACCGCCACCAUAAGCGACCUCCUCCAUGGAGUGAGCGAGCUGCACCAGCGUGUGCACCCGGAGAAGGGUGCUGUGCGCUUCGAGUCCGCCAAGGUGUUCCGCCACGCAGCCUUGUUCGCAGCCGCCCCUCACUUCAAACUGGCCGAGUGUUUAAAACAAGAUGACGUCAUCCUCGCUUUCACCGGGGAUGCCGAUGUUGCUGCUGAUGUCAGCGACUAUCUGACGCACCACCUCGCCUUUGGCUUCUCUCUUGAAAGCAACAACGACCCUCUCGUUCGUGGCCAUCAUCACCUGCCACGUGGCAGCCUUUCCUGUGACCACGUGGCGUUCCAGCGUGGGCUGCUGUCCGCCCUUGCUGCUGCUGACGUGGCAGAGAGGGGAGUGGUGUCGGUCAGCCAAUCGGGAGAGAGGAGGAGAUUCACAGAUGGGGGGGCAGGAGAGGGGCAAAAUAGGGGAAAACACGGAGAGGGGGGAGAAGGGGGAGCAGGAGGAGGGGCAGGAGAUGAGGAAGCGAGAGGGAAGGUGGCUGGUCAAAACGAGUGGGCGCUAGAGACCUGUCAGGAGAAAGGGAGGGGAGCAGUCGAGGAAAAGGCAGGAGCAGGAGGGAUAACAGGAAGGAAGAGGAGGGGAGGGGGAGGGGAGGCACAGGUGGGUGGCAAAGUGGGGCCUGAAGUGGGUCGAGAAGGGGGGGGCGAGAGGAAGAGGAGGAGGGAGGGUGCGGAGGAGCAAAUGGUUGCCGAUGGAAACGGACGGCAGGCAGCCGGGGAGAAGAGAGAAGCGGAGAGAGCUGAUGGGGAGACGGUGGGUGAGGGGGGUUUGGAAGUGGGACGGGUCGGGAAGAGACAAAGACGAGGAGAGGGGAAUGAGCAGGAGGGGGGGAAGGUGGAGGGGAAAGAGGGUGGUGAGGGGAAGGUGGAGGGGGGUGCAGUGGGGGGGAAGAUGGAUAGUGCGGGUGAGGGGGAUGGGGGAAAGAAUGAGAGAGCGAGAGGAGAUGGGGAGGGAGGAGAUGGGGAGGGAGGAGAUGAAAAGAAGGAGAGUCGAGGGGUGCAGGAGAGGACAGGGACGAGGGGGGAGGACGAGGUUGAGGAGAAGAAAGAGAAGGGCGAAGACGAAGGAAUGAAAGGGAAAGCAUCACACGGAGGGGGUGAGGCGCUGAAGGAGAGAGAAGGGAGUGCGGGAGAGGAUGGGAUUGCAAGGAAGGAUGGUGGUGCUGGGGGGAAGGGAGGUGGUGGAGAGGGGAGGAAUGAAGAAGUGGUGAGUCUUGUAGGGGAUGAAAGUGGGGAGAGCGAGGAGGAGAGUGAAGACGAGAGCGAAGGGAGUGAGGCUGAGUGUGAAGAGGAUGGAAAGGAAGACAAGAAGGAUAUGGAGAUUGAGAAGGAGCGAUCAACGCAGGUGGAAGAUGAGGAAGAGCGAAAGGCUUCAGAAGGAGAUGCGAAAGAAAAGGGGAAGUCUAAGAAUGAGGAAAGUGAGGAUGAUGAUUCUGAGACAGUAGGGGAGACAGAGGAAGAAUCCGACAAAGAGACAGAGGAGGCCGAGGAGGAGGCAGGGAAGGAAGGGAAGGAAGGGAAGGAGAAGGCAGUGUGGGGAAAGGGCAAGGAGAAGACCAACAAAGAGUCAGAAGAAGAGGAGGAAGAGGACGAGGAGGAGGGAGAGAGAAAGGCUUCAGAAGGAGAUGCGAAGGAGGAGGGGAAGACUGAGAAUGAGGAGAGUGAGGAUGAGGAAGAAUCUGACGAAGAGACAGAGGACGCAGGAAAGGAAGGAAAGGAAGGGAAGGAAGGGAAGGAAGGGAAGGAAAGGAAAUCAGUGGGGGAAAAGGACAAGGGGAAGUUGGAUGAAGAGUCGGAAGAAGAGGAGGAAGAGGAGAAAGAGGAGGAGGAGGAGGAGGAGGAGGAGGAGGAGGAGGAGGAGGAGGAGGAAGAGGAAGAGGAGGAGGAAGAAGAGGAAGAGGAGGAGGAGGAGGAGGAGGAGGAGGAGGAGGAGGAGGAGGAGGAGGAGGAGGAGGAGGAGGAGGAGGAGGAGGAGGAGGAGGAGGAGGAGGAAGAGGAGGAGGAGGAGGAGGAGGAGGAGGAGGAGGAGGAGGAGGGAGAGGAGCAAGAGGAUGAGGUGGUGAUGGUGGAGAGCGGUGGGGGGGCGAGCAAGGAGCCAAUAGAGAAGGCUGGGACUCAAGCUGCUGCUGCUGCUGCGGUGAGCACAGCUGUGGCGAAGAAGGAAGCAGAAAGCAAGGCAGAUGGAAAGGGAGCAGAGUGCACAGCAGCGGCGGGUAAAGUAUCGAAAGAGAAAGAAGAAGCAGGUAAAGCAGACGGAAGCAAGGGGGUGGGAAAAGGAGCAGCAAGUAAAGCAGCAGAAGGCAAAGGGGUGGAACGAAAGGGAGCAGCAGGCAAAGAAGCUGCAAGUAAGUCCGCAGCAGCAGCAGCAGCAGCGGCAGCAGCAGACAAGGUUCCUGAUGCUUGUGAGAAGGGUGUUGAGGUGAAGGGAGAGAAAGAGGGCGGGGUGGAUGAGGAAGGGAGUGAGGAGGAGACCGAGGAGGAGAGUGAGGAGGAGAGUGAGGAGGAGAGUGAGGAAGAGGCGAAUGAGGAGGGGAGUGAGACGGAGAGUGAGGAAGAGGAGGAAGAGGAGGAGGAUGAUAGUGGGGGUGAGGAGGCGGAGAGUGUGGAGGAGGUUGUUGAGACGAGCAAGGAGAAGGCAAAAGAUAACAAGGGGUUGGUGAAGGGCAAGGGGAAGGCGAAGGGGGCAACAGAGGACGGUAAGGCGAAGGGGGGGCAGAGAAAAGUGGAGGCAGAGAGUGGGGAGAAGGAGAAGGGCGCGAUAGAGGGAGGUGGGAAAGGGACAGCGGUAGCAGCGGCUGUGGCGGCAACAGCAGCAGUGGGUGGGAAGGGUGGAAGCAAGCGGGGCGGGAAGAAGGGGGGUAAGGGCAAGGAAGGAGAGAGUGGGUCUCCUGCCUCACUGCCUGCUGCUCCUGCUGCUGCUCCUGCUGCUGCUCCCGGCGCCGUGGCAGCGCCAAGUGUUGCUGGUACCGCUGUUGCUGUGAGUGAUAAGACUACUUCUGCAGCAGCAGCCAAGGGUCGUGGUAAGGCUGCUAAAGCUUCCGAUGCUAAGGGUGCUGCUGCUGCGGGUAACGUUGCUGUGGCCAAUGACGUGGCUCCUGCAGCUAGACCUCGUGGCAGGCCUGCUGCGAAAGCAACACAUGCUAAUGUGUCUGCAGCUGCUGCUCCUGCUGUCAGUGAGGCAGCCCCUCGUGCAGGCAAGAGGCGUGGUGCCAAGGCUGCUGCUAUGCCCCCUGCUGCUGCUGCUGCUGCUGCUGCUGCUGCUGCUCCUGCUCUUCCGCCUGCUCCUGCUUCUGCUGAGGAUCCUGCUGCCACUGAGCCUGUGCCUGCAGCAGGCAAGGCGCGAGGUGGUAAGGCUGCUGCGAAGCCUGCACCUGCUGAUGUUGCUGCUCCUCCUGCUGCUGCUGCUCCUGCUGUUGCUCUUGGUCCUGUUGGUGCUGUUGGUGCUGCUGGUGCUGUUGGUGCUGCAUGUGCUGCUGCUGCAGGGAGGGGAAAGGCUGCCCAAGGGAAGGCGCCAGGAAGAGGAAACACAGCAGGGAGAGGAGCAGGAAGGGGAAGGGCACGAGGACGGGGAAAGGUAGCAGUGGAGGCAGGCCGGCCAGAAGCAGCAGCGAAAGCUGGUAGUGCUGCUGCUGCAGAUACUUCAUUGAUGUUGUCCCACGGAGGAACAGCUGUGGAUGUAGCAGUAGCAGCAGGUAGAGCAGUUGUGGGUGGGGGGGCAGUAGGUGGAGGAGCGGGUGGGGGAGCAGCAGCAGCAGCAGCAGCAGCAGCAGCGGCAGCGGCUCCAAGAACAGGUUUUCCCCGAUACACGCCCCCAAGUGCUGCCGCUGCACCCACUCCCUCCCCCUUGCCUCCUGCUCCACCAGCCGAACCAUCCAGCCCUUUCCCUGUCCUGGACCUCGGAGACAUUCUCAAGAUGCUAUAAACUGCUUCGACGAUGAGGAAACUUUUCAGUUGUAAUGUCCCUGCUAUUUUGUCUACUUUCAAUGUACACUCUGGAUUAGAUAUUCUAGCCAUCUUAUAGUUUUUGUGAAUGAAGGGGAGUGUUGUGGUAAAUGAAGUUUCGCAUUCCUGCAAGUUCCGUUUUCAGUGUAGUUAGCAGUAUCGAGUUUCUCAGUAAGUAAACAGGUUAUUCAACUUUGAUUACUCACAAGUUCACGUACUCAGGUUAUUCAACCUUGACCUCUACAUUUUACAAGACUUCCGCUGUCUUACUAGUCUACCAUUCCAGCAAAGAUCCUGGACCAACACUUGAGGGUUUGCCAAGUGUUCUUGUUUAAAGUUUUAUACUUAGUCUUCUACUUCACCAGGAGAUUUAUUUCAACCAAUAGCCACCCUCUGCUGCCGCUUCUGCACUCGUGUCCGGCAGAAACCCGUACACCAACCCCUGUAUCUGAGUUGUCCUGCUAGAGAGGAUGUCGUCAACUGUGGGAAGACACGUGCCGCCUUCCUUCCGCAAGGAGCUCGUCAAUGCAUCCUUGGCAUCUUUCCAUGAUCGGGCAAUGCCACCACCUCGUUCACCUUCCAACACAGAGAACAAAAGCCGCGCGGAUGUUUAGUGAAUAGGAGUCAAAGCUUAGCUACUACACGUUGCAAUCCAGACUUACCGGCAGUAGCGGCUGCAGUCGUCAGCUUCUUGAUCAGGUCUGGCGCCCUCUCAAUCAGAAGUAGCAGGAGGUCCCCGUCCUUCGGCAGCUUGCUGCCGCCCGAGGCACUGGCCAGCCCGCACCUUAGAAUGUGGAGGAGCACUUGCAACUGCGUGUUGAGGGUGAGUCUACGCUUAUGAUGCCCCUCGUUGAGUGCGCGCACAAGGGCACUAACCUCGACCUGGAACCCAUGCAUGAUGGGAUGGUGCGCAAAAUAUGGCAUGUGGUGCGAAAUAUGGCAUAUCCUUCGUGGCAUGGCAUUAUAGGGGUCAAAGCUGUUCAACCAUCCGCGAAGUCAUAGGACGUUAAACAAUUGGCAAGGAGUCAUGACAAUGUGUGGUAUAUGCAACCCCAAUCCG
Closterium sp. NIES-67 is the source of this 5465-nucleotide messenger RNA. The record is from the annotation of a GenBank genome assembly. Lineage: Eukaryota; Viridiplantae; Streptophyta; Zygnematophyceae; Desmidiales; Closteriaceae.